AUGGUUGACACGGCCAUUAAGAUUUAUCGGGGGGGCCGAUACGUCACCGGUGAGUCGGUCGUAUCACCUAAAUGCUUUGCUUCGAAAGGCAUCAUGGCAGGAUGCCCAGUUGCUUUUGCAUUGGCCAAAGUUGUUCUUUUUCCUGCGCUGUCCCAACUUCACCAAAGUCACCUGACGGACCAGAUCACCGCUUGGCUUGAUGAUGUUUCGGUGGAUGCAGAUGGCAAGCCUGCAAAAGUAGCCCACCGGAUCCAUAAAUCUUUCAAGCUUUUGAAAAAGUCUCUUUCCGAAAGUGGUUUCACUAUUUCAAUUUCUAAGACCUGUUUUGUUCGUACCGAUAAAACCACAGAGAAAGCCUUGCAGUUGCUUCUUGGUGAGGAUGACCCUCCUGUCACGUCCUUAGCCAGGGACUUGGGGACGGACUAUAGUGGAGAUACGCACUGUGCCAUUUGCGGACGGAGUUGGGCUAAGCAAAUUGCCAAGAAAAAGAAGGAGAAAGAGGCUAAAGCCGAGCAGGCCUCGUGGAAGGUGCCAGGCUGGCCCAUGUGGCCAACUCCCACAGGGGCCGGGGGAGGCAACCCAGGCCCGAAAGCUGAGCUUGGGAAGGUCAGCUCGGCCUUGGCAGAGGUCUGGCAGGACUUGCCAGAGGCCACCCAGAAGGCCUUGACAAAGGUGGGAUGCAAGGCGCCUCGACUGCCAUCCCCGCCGCCAGGGCUGAGGGUGCCGUCCUCCCUGCAAGGCUCCAUGACUCAACAAGAGUACCAGGCGGCGCGCACGGUGGUGUACAGUGGAGCAGGUGACCAUGUGCAAAAGCUCCUGGCAGCAGCAGGCAUUCCGCCGCCUGAGGAUGUCAAUCUAGGUGCGCCAGAGAUCACCCCAGGACAGCGUCUGACCCGAGUAGUGACAGAGUUCCGCAAGUCUACUAACCAAAUGCAGAAGUUGGUGAAGAAGCGGGCAAUGUUGCAGGCGAAGGCAGACCGUCUUAAGGAGGAACUUGAGGCCCUGAUGCUGGAUGUUGCACAGGUCGGGUGCGAGAUUGAGAACAAAGAUGCGGAAAUGAAGGACACAGCGCGUGAGUUCAAAGAACUGACUGAGGAUAAGGCAACAACGGCCUUUGGUCAGAUGGAACAGGUCCUGGCGGAAGCGGGCCACGAACUCGCAGAGGGAACGAAGGCCAAAUUGAAAGCGGCUCUCUUGACCACGACGACUGAAGAUGAGAUUGGCCCGGACCCCUUUUUGAGCCGGUUUGACAGCCGAGAGCCAUUUCCUCAAGAGCUGGCAGGGAUCAACCAAGGGCCCACUGUCUGGCCGGCUUCGUACGGCCCAGCUCGGGGCACCCCGGCCAUAGCAAGAGCGACCCCUCUGAACCCUCCGUCAAGGAAAGAGGAGGUCGGAGAUUCCCCGCCGGAGUAG
Molecule: messenger RNA, 1413 nt
Organism: Symbiodinium necroappetens
Lineage: Eukaryota; Dinophyceae; Suessiales; Symbiodiniaceae
Source: the annotation of a GenBank genome assembly